Molecule: messenger RNA, 5604 nt
Organism: Oryzias melastigma (Indian medaka)
Lineage: Eukaryota; Metazoa; Chordata; Actinopteri; Beloniformes; Adrianichthyidae
Product: WT1 interacting protein
Exons: 8
Coding region: 703-2763 (686 amino acids)
Biological process (GO): response to hypoxia; positive regulation of miRNA-mediated gene silencing; negative regulation of hippo signaling
Cellular component (GO): P-body; adherens junction; nucleus
Molecular function (GO): transcription corepressor activity
Source: RefSeq, a predicted model, not a curated record
AGAGCGUGAAGGUGCAGGCAAUUUGCUGCUGCAGAAGGAGUCGGACCAGGUGAGGGGGCUGCUUUGAGGGGCAUUUUUUAGUCUGCCCGGGAUGAAUGCAGACAUCCCCUUCUCUCCAAACUAUUCUCUUCAGAGCCGGUAGCCCCUUGCUGAGUUGGUCGCAAUCAUUGUUUCUCUGCAGCAUUAACCACAUUCCAGAGAGGCGCAGCGCAUCCCGUCUUCCUCCCCGCAUUCCUUUCAGGCGAACGAGUCCCCUGCGUAAAACGCCGUUUUUCUGGGCUUUUCCUGCGCGCAGCGGACUCGGAUUUGCUCCAAAGUCUUAUUUAGAGGUUUGAUGAUUAUCCAGCCUGCAGUGGUUUACAACAAAGCGGUCGUGAGAGAAACCGAGACGGAAAACCAACAAGGGGAAAUUCCUCCGCGCAGCGCGCCAUUGACUGUAAAGACCUUUCAACUUAACAAAAACUGAAGUUGACAAACGUCCCCCUGUCGACUGAAAGUGUGAGAAAGAGUUUGAUUUUUUUCUCUAUUUUUGUGGCAGAGCGGGGGAAGCGGAAGAAGACGAUGCGGCUCGCGGCGGAGGAUCGCGGACACGCUGGCGGUUUGGCGUAAAUGAGCGGCGGCGUUUCUGUUUUGAUUUCCAUGCGCAAUUAGUGCGCCGCGGCGCUCGCUAGUUCGCGCACUCUGGAACUUGUUUCGCGCAACAUGGAGCAUUACCAGGAGGAGCUGGGGCUCCGGGCCGCCGCGCUGAUGGAGGAUCUCUCCCUGUACGACUCCUUCAAUGAUGGGAUGUACAGCGCGCGGAGAAACUUGGUGAUAAACCCCGAUUUGGACUUUUCCGCUCCGGCGGAGCAUCAAACUAAUGGCACGUCCGUGCUCCACCAGCAGCAUCACACGCUGGAGAAUUUCACGGCGGGGAAUAAAGUGUACAACGCGGCUCCGGUGCGCCCGGUGACCUGCGCCCGGACCGUGCCCGUGGACUUCUGCACCCCCCAGAGAGAGGCGGUGUACAGCGAGGAGAGCUGCUACAGCAAAUCCGAAGUGGCGUUGCCUUGUUACACCGGUACGUCCGACCGGCACCGGCGCUUCUCCCUGGAGGUGCAGGGCCACCGGUACAGCACCGGCUCCACUUUCGACGGCAAGGCGCUGCCUCUGCCCGGCAACAGGUGCAACAGCGUCUGCAUUACCAGCAGCUACAGCCCCCGCUCCAGCCUGGCGUCCUCCCUGUCCUCCCAGGAGCAGAGCAAGCACGCCAGCCCGCGGUCGAGCAUCAGCAGCCCGCGCGCCAGCUUGGUGGUGCUGGGGCAGGAGCGCUACACCAGCCCCAGGUCCAGCCUGGUUCACAGCGAAGGCAACAGCGCAAUCAGCCCCCGAUCCAGCUAUGCAAGCACGGCCAGUGACACGAGCAAGCACUCCAGCCCCCGGGCCAGCCUCAACAGCUGCGACUGCUGCAGCAAGCCCAGCAGCAACCGCACCAGCGGCAUCAGCAUGGGCUACGACCAGCGCCACACCAGCCCCAGGUCCAGCACGGCCAGCCAGUACUCCUUCACCACCAGUCCCCGGUCCAGUUACUCCGACUCGCGCUAUGGACCCGUAGGCAACCCGGACCUGGAGCCGCUGGCGAGCCCGCGCUCCAGCAUCUGCAGCCAGGACGGCAGAGCGGGCACCGGUGCCAACUGCGCGCUCAGCCCGCGCUCCAGCAUCUCCAGCCACAGCUCCAGGAGCUCCCGCAGCUCCCGGGGCUCGAUGAGCGCCUACCCGGACCUGCAGCUGCCCUCCCCCAGGUCCUCCAUGCUCGGGACCAGCCUGCACGAGGACACCCUGCUGCAGGAGUUCGGGGACUCCAACGGAACCCAGAGCCGCAUCCACCUGCAGCCGGUACCCGAGCCGCAGCUGCAGACGGCGCAGCCGGUGGGGAUCCCGGAGAUAACCACCACCGGCGCGCCGCCGUCCUCCUUUAACUUUGGCGUGUCCUCCAAAACGGCCUCACCCGCACAGAGGUUUAAGUUGCCCUACCAGGUGACCCCCAACCGGGAGAGCGGACCGAGCCAGGCGGAGAGGCGGCUGGAGGCGCUCACCCUGGAGCUGGAGAAGGAGUUAGAGAUGCACAUGAAAAAGGAAUAUUUUGGUAUCUGCAUCAAAUGUGGGAAGGGAGUGUACGGGGCCAGCCAGGCCUGCCAGGCCAUGGGGAACCUCUACCACACAAACUGCUUCACCUGCUGCUCGUGUGGAAGAAGGCUGCGAGGGAAGGCUUUCUACAACGUCAACGGGAAGGUUUAUUGUGAGGAAGAUUUUCUGUACUCUGGUUUCCAACAGACGGCUGAGAAGUGCUUCGUGUGUGGUCACCUCAUCAUGGAGAUGAUCCUCCAGGCGUUGGGGAAGUCCUACCAUCCCGGCUGUUUCCGCUGUGUGGUGUGUAAAGAGGGUUUAGAUGGAGUUCCUUUCACUGUAGACGUGGAGAACAACAUCUACUGCGUCAAAGACUACCACACAGUUUUUGCUCCUAAAUGUGCCUCAUGCAACCAGCCCAUCCUUCCUGCUCAGGGCUCAGAGGAAACCAUCCGAGUGGUUUCUAUGGACAAAGAUUACCAUGUGGAGUGUUACCAGUGUGAGGACUGUGGACUUCAGCUAAACGAUGAAGAAGGCCACCGCUGUUAUCCCCUGGAAGGUCACCUUCUCUGUCACGGCUGCCACAUCCACCGGCUCCAGUCCAAGGUCCCGACCCACCCGCCUCCGAGCUACCCCCUCCACGUUACUGAACUGUGAAGGAGCAGAUCUGAGACACCGGUUGGAGGAAAAAAAGGGUUCCCGCCCUCUUCCUCCAUCUGCAUUCCUCCCCCCCUUCAACCCUGAAACCCGCUCACCCAGAGGCCCCACGCUGACGUCACUCCUCCUGACCUCUUCCCAUCCCGCUCCCCUCUCCUCCUCGUUCCGACUGAAGCGGCUCAGGCAGCGCCGCCUGGGCCGAGAGCGACGUUCUGGUGGUGGCUGGACCGGGCAGGCAGUGCCUUUGGAGCAAACGGGAUCCUGCUACAGGCUAUGCAAGGGACACCCAGCGUCACGACACAGAGCUGUGCAAACUAGAACCUGAGAGAAGUCGGCUCUGUAGCGCCACAAUCCCAGAGGACCGCCUGACAUUCCUCUUAGACAAGAAAUUCACCGUGUCUUAAUUAAUGAUCAUAUCAUGAUGGGGGAAAAAAAUCUUAGAUGCACAUAGAUUGUUUUUUAUAAGUAAAUAUAUAUUUCGCAGAGGAUUUCCACAUAAAUUUCUAGAUGUAGAUUUUUUUUAUCGUACUUUUUGCUCUGUUGAUGGAGUCGGAGGUGUAGUUCUUACCAACCUUUUGGCUCCGUUGUAUCAUUUUUCCUUCAGGAACCGGAGCGUCUGACAGAGGGUCAGGGAUCCACACGCUCUGUGGGAGCAGACUUCGAUCAAACAGAAUUGCAUUUAAGUAUGUUUUGGGCUUCCUUUGAGUUCCUCCUACCUAAUUUCUCAUAAAUUCUCUUUUUUUAUCCAUUUUUUGUUGUUAAGUAAUGUCAUUAUUGCUUUAAGAUUACCUACAAAUCAGUAUUAAGUAAAAGUGCACACAUUUGUAACAUAUUUUUUGGUUUCAACUCUUUAAUCUCUUGCAAAAUAGUUAUUUUACGCAUUUUUCAAAUGUUUUUUUCAGUACUUAUAAAAAAAUAUGCUUAUUUGCAAAUAAGUUUGCUCAAAGUCUGCUCAGAAAGCGUAUCUCCUGCUGUUUCACACACUGUUCUUCGUCACACGAGCACAUAUAGCCUGAUAAUAUUAAGAGGAACCUCCGUUCGUCCACAUGCCUUAAAACAGAAUAGGUGUGUUUUUGUGCGGUCCGCCAUGAAGUCUGCUGUUGUGUUCUGGGGGGGGGGGUUGUCCCUGAAAUCAUGGAGUUGCUGGUCUCACCCAUGUGUUUUUUUUUUUUUUUUAAGGGAUAUUAACCUGUGUGAACCCACAUUGGCAGGCGCUUAUGUGUCAGCGAGAGUGUGUAUAUAUGCAAAAGAAACACUUGAAACAUUGAGCUGCGUUGGUGCUGGAAGGAUACGCCCACUUUUCCCCGCUGGACUCUUUUGGUUUAAAUUCUGAAUCGAUUUGUCUUUUUUUUUUUUUCUGCAGAUAAACCCCCAACAGUAUGUGCUUAUUUCACAUGUUGUCUUAAAGUAUGACUGUAUGAGAGUGUGUGUGCAGUGGCGGGUACAUGGCACAUGCACCUCACUGUGUUUGCAGGGCAGCAGGCCGUCUUAACAUCACAUAUCUUAACUUGUGUCUAAUUCCUGGAUAUGAAGGGUAUGCACAAAUCUAUCAGCUUAUUUGGAGGCCUUCACCUUUAUAUAAAAAUAAAUAAACAAGAUAUCUGAACUGCGCUGUGAUGCUGCAACAAAGCCUAAACUACUGAAUGUGUCAGAAACAAGAGACUGAAGCCAGGAAAACUCACAACUGCAAUCUAACGAGAUUCAUGUGAAUGUAAAAAUUAUUUGUGCUUUUAAAAGUGGAGAGAGGAAAAAAAAAAGGACUGCAAAGUGUACAGGAGAAAUCCCCCUAUCUUUGACCUGAUCUUUGGGUCAAGUGCUGUACUUGAAGAACGAACUGCACAGAAAAAACCCAACCACAGAGAAAUCAAAGGUGUCUUAAUUCACCUGUUUAAAUUUACUACUCCCAUUUCAGUUGGAUAGCACACAGCUAGUGAUUCUGUACAUAAAGAGAGGUUAGUAUUUUUUAUUCUAUUUUCUUGUCAAAAAUCACUCGGACCGAGCACACUUCUUCCCCUCCUCCUGCCGGUAGUUCCAACAAGCACAUCUCAACACCUGUCACGUCUUUUAUGUUGCUAAGUAUUUUUGAGUUCCUAGAUGCAUCAUUUAAAAAGGAGACUAGAUUUAUUUAUCUAAACAUGACCUGAGAAAAGUCUAAAGUUAUUUAAUGUAUUAAAAUCUGGACGUAUCAUUUAACUGUAGGUGAUAUAAUCUGCUUUUUCAAUAAAGUGGUUUUGUAGCUAUCUCAAAAUGAUUGGGUUUGUUUUUCUUUCAUUUUUUCGAACAUUUUCAGGUGUUUUGUUUUUCUUUUUACCACCCAAAGGAGUGACGGAAGACGAGUUGGACCCUGCUACCAGAUCAGAGAGGUUGUGUGGUUGUGUAUGGAUUUAAACGAGAUGAAUACUUAAAUUUAGAUUUUUGACCUCACAUUUGACAGUUUACUGCAUUGUAACAUUUUUUUGUCUCAUUUUAAUUAUUCAUUUACUCUAGUUAUGAUAACAAGUUUAUCGUAGCUUGCCAACAUCUCCCUCUCUGAUGAUCUUUUGAUCUAUUGUCUUUGCACAAUUUCAUGUGCAAAGACAAUACAAACGUGCUUUACAUAAAGCAUUAAAAGAAACAAUCAGAAGAAAUAGUAAAGGUGUGAUUAUUAAAAUAAGAUUAAAAGAAAGUAAAAAAGAACUGAAUUUAAAGCAAGCAUAGACAGGGCCGGCCCUGGGCAUAGGUGACCUAGGCAGCUGCCUAGGGCACCAUCUGCUGGAGUGGGUGCCAAAUCACAAUGAAUAUAAUGUUGUUGUUUUUUUUGGUUAAGCUGUUUGACUCAUAACUCAUUUCCUGUAAAAAAAA